Molecule: messenger RNA, 672 nt
Organism: Hirsutella rhossiliensis
Lineage: Eukaryota; Fungi; Ascomycota; Sordariomycetes; Hypocreales; Ophiocordycipitaceae
Product: transmembrane amino acid transporter protein
Exons: 3
Coding region: 1-672 (223 amino acids)
Biological process (GO): amino acid transmembrane transport
Cellular component (GO): vacuolar membrane
Molecular function (GO): amino acid transmembrane transporter activity
Source: RefSeq, a predicted model, not a curated record
AUGGCCAAUAGCCAGCCCGAGCCGCGUGCACACCAGCAGUAUUCCCCGCAGAAAAUUGUCCUCGAGAAAGGGGGCCUACAGGAGACCGUCAUGGCCGACUCGGUCAGCGACUUGGAUAAGAGUUUCGUCGAUGAGGAGAUGCACAAGUCCGACGGCGAGGCCCAGUUCCGCCAGCUGGGAUGGAAGCGGCUCACCGUCGUCCUCAUUGUCCAGUCCGUUGCUCUCGGCAGCCUGAGUCUACCGGCCGCUUUCGCUACCCUCGGAAUGGUGCUCGGUGUUUUCUUUUGCGUCAGCCUCGGACUAGUCGCCAUCUUUACGGGCAAGAUCAUCGGAGAGGUCAAGCUCAAAUAUCCAGAGGUAGCCCAUUAUGCCGAUAGCGGGCGUUUGCUAUUUGGCAAGUUCGGCUAUGAGCUCUUCGGCGCCAUGUUUGCCAUCCAGCUUAUCCUAGUUGUCGGCUCGCAUACUCUAACCGGUACCAUCGCCUUUCUUAAUCUCACCAGUAACAGUGGUUGUUCUGCUGCCCUUGGCUUCGCCUCUGCCAUUAUCCUUCUGGUCCUAGCUAUCCCGCCCUCUUUUGCCGAGGUCGCAAUCCUCGGCUAUGUGGACUGUAUCUCCAUCUUUAGCGCCAUUGGCAUUAUUACGUAUGGCCGAUAUUCUCCAAAAGUUCCGUGA